UAUUUUCAAUGGGAAAACAAAAAGAAAAAAAAAGGAAAUAGCUCUGUUUGAGGAAUAUGUUAAAUUGACCCAUUACCCUUCGAUUCGCAUUUCCAUCGGAGAAAUUUUAGUCCAUACAGAGAUUCUUCUUCGUUCUUCUUCUUGGGUUGCGUAAAGAACUUACGGCCCUUUCAUAUACCCGCCAGCUCCAAGUUGCUAUGUGAAUUGUGAGAAGAAAAAAAAAAGAACAGGGGAAGCGAACAGGGACUGAGAUAUUUAAGGUGCAGCAGAGCGACGAGAAGUUCGCCCUCCUGGAUUUGAAUUGCAUAUUCGAACAGCGGGAGGCAGAGAGCGAGUCGCUCCUAGCUGUACGCCGGACAGUGGAACAACACCCAGUUAUGGCACCAAUCAACGAUGUUGAUGUGGAAAGAAUGGAGGUUGCCGUACCGGAAACUGCUCAUCAGAUUAGCAGUGAUUCAUGGUUUCAAGUAGGUUUUGUCCUUACCACUGGUAUCAACAGUGCUUAUGUACUGGGAUACUCAGGUACCAUAAUGGUUCCUCUUGGUUGGAUAGCUGGAGUUGUUGGUUUAAUUGCAGCCACAGCCAUUUCAUUAUAUGCAAAUACUCUUAUUGCCAAGCUCCAUGAAUUUGGUGGGAAGAGGCAUAUCAGAUACAGAGAUUUAGCAGGCUUUGUAUACGGUAGGAAAGCUUAUUCUCUUACAUGGGGAUUACAAUAUGUCAAUCUUUUUAUGAUUAACGUAGGAUACAUCAUCUUAGCUGGUCAAGCCUUGAAGGCUGUUUAUGUCCUCUUCAGUGAUGAGCACGUUAUGAAGCUUCCCUAUUUUAUAGCCAUUGCUGGCGUUGUUUGUGCCUUGUUUGCAAUAUCAAUACCCCAUUUAUCAGCUCUAAGAAUUUGGCUGGGAUUCUCAACUGUUUUCAGUUUGAUAUACAUCAUUGUUGCAUUUGUACUGUCUCUUAAGGAUGGAGUCAACACAUCUGCAGAUUAUAGUAUUCCAGGAUCGUCAACUAGCAAAAUUUUUACGACGAUAGGAGCAGCUGCUAAUUUGGUUUUUGCCUUCAAUACUGGAAUGCUUCCAGAGAUUCAGGCAACGGUGAGGCAGCCUGUAGUCAAGAACAUGCUAAAGGCUCUCUACUUCCAGUUCACCGUUGGAGUCUUGCCCAUGUAUGCCGUUACUUUUAUCGGAUACUGGGCAUAUGGAUCUUCCACCUCAACUUAUUUACUCAACAGCGUAAAUGGUCCAAUUUGGGUGAAGGCAAUAGCAAAUAUAUCCGCUUUCCUUCAAACAGUCAUCGCUCUGCAUAUAUUUGCCAGCCCAAUGUACGAGUAUUUGGACACAAGGUACGGGAUCACAGGAAGUGCACUGAAUGUAAAAAAUUUGUCAUUCAGAAUAGGUGUGAGAGGAGGGUACCUGGCCAUAACCACACUGGUCUCAGCUAUGUUACCUUUCCUUGGAGACUUCAUGAGCCUUACAGGAGCAGUCAGCACAUUCCCACUUACAUUUAUACUUGCAAACCAUAUGUACCUUGUGGCAAAGAAGACCAAACUCACUUCUCUACACAAGCUUUGGCAUUGGUUUAAUGUUUGUUUCUUUAGCUGUAUGUCUUUAGCAGCAGCGGUUGCAGCUUUAAGGCUCAUAGCAGUAGACUCCAAAAACUACAAUUUAUUUGCUGAUCUAUGAUCAAAUUUACAUUUUAAUUCUUUUCAGAUCUUGAUAUCUCUCAGUUUCUUCAUAGAUAUGCUGCUCAGCUCUUUAUUCCUAGUCUUAACAUCGAGCUUUCACCAGAUAAUAAUACCUAUAGUGUGGCCUAGCUAGAUUGCACUCUGUUCCCUCCGUCAUUGUUUCCAAGUCUUUUUCCCUUUUAAUCUUUUGUUGCAUACUGAGUUUUGUGCUGUACUUUGUAUUGAUGAAAAGUGGAACAAUAUAUAUAGAUAUAUAUAAGAAAAAGAAAAAGGAUUUAGCUUCA
Molecule: messenger RNA, 1965 nt
Organism: Benincasa hispida (wax gourd)
Lineage: Eukaryota; Viridiplantae; Streptophyta; Magnoliopsida; Cucurbitales; Cucurbitaceae
Product: proline transporter 1-like
Source: RefSeq, a predicted model, not a curated record